Molecule: messenger RNA, 5533 nt
Organism: Amoebophrya sp. A25
Lineage: Eukaryota; Dinophyceae; Syndiniales; Amoebophryaceae
Source: the annotation of a GenBank genome assembly
CCAGGUCAUGCUGAAGAGUCAAAUUCAAUAGGCAGCGGUGAAACUCAAUCAUAACUUCUGCUGAUCCGGUGCUUGAUGCGCAGGGCUGAGGCAAGAACCCCUCUAAAUCUAAAUCUACGCCAAAACUACAACGAGAAAAAAAAUGGUCAACACUCGCUCUCCCUCUACGACCUCAGACUCAUCUUCGUCUUCAGAGGACAGUUAUCACCCGCUUACUGGUGUAGGAGACCUGGGUGCUGGUGGUUCGAAAUCCACCACUUCUUCUAGUACAGAGGGUGCCACGAGGCAUGAUGUGGGAGGAAGACUUUUGCCCCUUGGAGGUGAAAAUUAUGAGAAAAUUUGUAUUUGAAUUUGAACUCAUCUUCAGAACAGGAGUAUUAUAAAUAUUUAUAGGGACUGACUGACACUGAUACUAAGCUAGUAGGAGUAGCUGCUAACGAAAAUAUAUUUCACAUCUACUCACAGUCCUCACUUAGGUAAACCUGCUGCAAUUAGGAGGCUAUCUCUAAUUCCUAGUCACCGACAUCUCCCCUCCCUUGGGAACGACGGCACCACCUGGGAUUAGUCCGAUGCGCGUCCCUACCUCACAGUCCUCACUUAGGUAGCGUAGCAGUGCCAGCUGUAGGUCGUAGCCCCUGUUUUCGUUCUUUUUGGCUCUUCAGUAGUCACUGAAGUCUGCUGGUUUAUCUAGUGGACCCACACCUAACCUAACCUAACUUAGGUAAACCUGCUGCAAUUAGGAGGCUAUCUCUAAUUUGUAGUCACCGACAUCUCCCCUCCCUUGGGAACGACGGCACCACCUGGGAUUAGUCCGAUGCGCGUGCCUACCUCACCAAGACCAGGAGCUUUGCUCAGUCCCAGGCAAGAGAGUAUGGGCGGCAGACUUGCAGCCAAUAUGGCAGCGAAUAUGGAGCCGCCUGGACUUCUUAGUGUGGGUAGUACUCCGUUCGUGGCAGUACAACAUGAUCUUCAAGUCGUGGGUCACGACCAUCAUGAUCAAUUGCUGGAGGGAACGAGAACAAUGUCGUCGUCCAUGUCCUCACAAGAACUGGGUCGCGAGCUAGAACCAGGUGAGGAGCACCACCACCAUCAACUUCGCCGAGGAGGCCUGCAACUUCGCCGAGAGGACUUCGAGACUCUGCAAACGGAACUGUUACGGUACAAACACGAAAAUGCAGAGCUGUCAAAACAACUAGCGAAAGUACCAGACUUCUUGACAGCUCCACUGGGAACAAGAAUGAACAAUCCUGCAAUAGUAGGAGGUGGUCCACCUUCUAGGAGUGCUCCUCCUGUUAUGGACAGGAUCAACGGCAACUACUUACGUAGGAGUUCUUGUAGAAACGUCAAGGAUCAACAAACUAUGCAACUGUACUUAAUAGACUUGAUCCUUGUUUAUCCGAUAAGAGAAAGAACAAGAAGUAGUAGAAGAAAGGGAAGAGCGAUUCCCUUUCUUCAACUACCUUACACGCAAAUUAGUAAUCGCUUGUGACACAUUUCUUAGUGCUUGACCUGGUAGUAGAACUAGUAUCAUCAAACAAGAACAUCAUCUACUUCUACUAGAAAAAUCAAAACGAGCAGCUUUAAUUUUUCAGUAUGUAAAAAUCCUUGAUGUCCUCGUUCAACAUCGUAAGUACAAAUAGUUUACUUCCACCCAAUACAACCAGUUUCCUGGACUCUUUAAUACAAACUCUAGUUCUGCAUACUCGUCGACCUCUGGAACAAACUACAGCCACACGAACGGCUACUGCGAACAAGAACGGCUACGGCAUGCCAUCUCCGAUGUCUGGUCCGCCAGUUGUCCUGGUCUCAACUAGUGCUCGUGAGAAACAAUUGGAGAAGGAGGUGAGGGAGUUGAAAGAACAGUUGGCGACGAUGCAAGAGGUCUACCAAGCAGGUUUAGUUAUGAUCUUCUUUUUUUUGAGAUUUAUUUACUUAACCAGAGAACCUGCUUUAUUACAUUUACUUAACCAUUCCUUUUAUUUUGAGGUUGGAGGACGUAAGGCGAUCAAUAUCAAUGGAAUGGAAUGGAAGAACAUACAAGGGAAAUAAAGCAAAGGAAGACUAAGGGAAGAAUUAGAAUAGGGGAAGAAAAAGAAUAAGGAAAGAACAAGGGCAAAAGUGAGAGCGGCGUAGGGAAUCUAAGUAGUCCCUUCAGAAUGAGUGACCGAUGACUGCCGACCUUUAACUUAGAGAGUCAGGAAAACGAAGCGAUUACAAUGGCAAGGAGCUUCAUUGGUGGUGGACCUGGUGGUGGACCUGGUGCUGAGCAAGGUGGAUCGAGAGGCGAUGUUCAGGUAUAGAAAAUUCGAAAAAAACUAUUUGCUGAUUCGCUCAUUCUGAAAGCAGCGGUAAAAACGUUUAAUUUUCGAAUCGAGUAGGAGUAAAUCUUGUUGUUCAACAUCAUGCAGGGGUAGACUAGAUUUUAACUACACACCGUCUAGUCCUUUGAGCAUCAGCAUAUUCAAAAUCAUCUCUACUUGUCUAUUUCUUCUCAGGCAUCACCAGCUGCACCUCCACCGCCGCCAGUCGCGCCUCCACCUGUUGUUCACAAAAAUGUGGAGACGCAGACAGAUGAACUUCCUACCGAGUUCCUACCGGCGCCCACUAGUAGUAGUAAUCAUGCUCCUGCUAGUUCUUCUACUUCAGCGGGAUUACUUGAAGCAACAUCAAGAACACAAGAACAUCAAGAACCUGUAGGUCAAGAACAUAGUUCAACAUCUACUUCUUCACGACCACAAGAACCUACAGCAACAGCUAGUUCUAGUACUACAGCUAGUUCACCAACGACCAUGCAAGAGCAGGGGGAGAGAAAACAAUUAUGCCUCGAGAAAGCUAACAAGGUCGCGAUGGCAGAGAAAGAGAAGGAACUAUUGGACUUGAGAAGAAUACUGGAGGAGAAGGAGGGCGAAACUAAAAUUAAGGCUUGAUGAGAAUAUCCAUCCUCCAGUUUUGAACGGAAAACGCUACCCGUUUUCCGUUCAAACAACAGAUGGAGGCGUGACUGGCGGCGGUGGAGGUAAUGCUGCCUGACUGAGAUGGGUUUACUCAGGACAAUCUAAUAGAGAUUCCCAAAUCCGCAUUGCAGAUUUAGAGGCAAAGUUAAAGCGGUCAGGAGAAGUCGUCGACAUGCAAACGAGGCAAUUGCGACGGCUGUCAGCAAGAGUAGCGGAGCACGAGGCGACGUAUACCAGAGCCAAACGAAGAGGAAGUGCAGAUGGUGCGAAUGAAAUGAGCAAGACCCCAGGUGGUCAGACUGAUCAAAACCAACAGCUGCAUGGAACGCCUGUGAAAGGAGUGCCAUCCAGUACUGGUAAUACUGUAUCAUUUUCUUCCUCCUCUUCGGUUCAUCUGUCCCCUUCUAGAAGUAGUCUGCAAGAGGCUCAACAAAUAAAUCCCUUCUAGAAGUAGUCUGCAAGAGGCUCAAGAAAUAAAUCCCUUCUAGAAGUAGUCUUCAAGAAGCUCAACAAAUAAAUCAAAUUCAAGGCAAUGUCACGAUCUCAUCGAAGAGACUGGAGCAGCUCGAGACAGAUGCGAAAGCCGCACAAGAGACGUUUCAGCUCCGAUGUGUACUGAACGAGUUACAGGCAGAACGUGAAAAAAAAUUGAAAAAACAAGUAGCUGGGAUGAAGGAGAAAAAGCAGGCUCCUAAGGAUGAAGACAUCAGCACGUUGAAUAAAGAAACAAGUAAACAUCGAUCCACCUCCACGUCUUCUUCAUCUUCUUCUAUACAAGGAAGUGGAAGUGGUGCAGUCGAUGGCGAAGCUAGCGAUCUGCAAUGGGAACGAGAACGCUUACCCAUGGUUCGAGAAGAUUUUCUUGCGAAAACAAACUCUGCCGUUUUUGAACAACUAGAACGCGUUGAAAAACAGUAUCUAUUACAACUCUCGAAGAUUAAGGCUCAACUUUCAUUGGUCACUGGGGUUGGUCAGAGGCGACCCCUUGAGAGAACGCCGCAAAACGAAGGGAAAAGGGGAGAGCUUUGAAGGUGGUCUCUUCCGUUCCGAGUCAGUGACCAGUGACUGCUGACCUCUAAGACGAACAGUCACGGCCAACUACAUACAACGACUGCUGGAAGCCCACGAAGCGUUGUUGACGUGGGCGUUAGCGUAGAUGCAACAGAACUAGCGCUGCCAGAAGAUGGUGCACUUACAAAUCAACAAAAAAAUCCAUCAUCAACAUCUUCUGCUUCUUCAUCACCAUCAGCAAACAAGGAGGGGCCUGCUUUAGAACAAGAAUUAAUCCGACUUCGGCGUGAGGUAGAGGAAUCAGCCGUUGCGCGGGACCGACAACAAGCUAGAGAUGCACAGACAAUAGCUGACUUGAAAAGGAUGUUGGUAGCAUCUAAAGUAGAGUCUAGAUCUACUAUGUCCUCGGGACGACCAGCUCCGCCACCUUCGGCAGCAUCUCAACCAUGUACUAUGUCCUCGGGACCAGCUCCGCCAUCUGUUGCUGCUACCGGCGAUAAUUCGCAGAUCAUUUCGAUAGAUCUGGCAAGUUUGAACGAUGACACCAGCUCGUCCGGUGGGAAUGAGCAGCUCCUACUUGGAUCCGAACUCAGUAUCGGGGACGGGCAACUACAUCAACAAAACGAGCCACAACAACUUGUACACAACAAUACUCCCCUGUUCUUCGCGACAACCUUUUUUAUGGUCAACAUUUAGUGUCCAUCAUUCUCGGCAUCUUGGUCCCCUUUUCCCUUGUAUUAUUCCUAUGAAAUCAUACAAGGGCAGUAAAGGGGUCAAGAUGAGGGGGCCGAGAUGCAAUCUAGAAGCAGACUGACUCUAACUUUUCCUCCACCUCGUCUACUGCAGCAACGAAUAGUGCACUUCCAGCACCUCCAGGAGCCUGGUUCCGUCGUCGUGUGGCUUCAGCUUUCUCGCAAGUUGCUGGAACCUCUCAAGUUGGGGGAGCCUCUUCUUCUUCAAAUAGAGUCCAAGUCGAAACUUCCGGAACCUCUUCUUCUUCAAAUAGAGUCCAAGUCGAAGAGUUGCAACUAAAGAAUGGAGACCUGCAACAGGAGCUGCUUGAAUUGAGACGUGAACUAGGAGGAAUGACAGAGGAUAACUUGAGGUUGCGGGAUCACAUUCAAAUACUGGCGGAUGAGGUGAGGAAAAAGACGUGAAUAUUUUGAUAGAAGAUGACCUUCAUGAACAAUUUUGAUAGAAGACCUUCAUCUGUAUUUUGAUAGAACACCUUCAUGAACAAUAUUGAUAGAAGACCUUCAUCUGUAUUUUGAUAGUAGACCUUCAUCAUGAACAAUGUUGAUAGAAGACAUGAAUAUUUUGAUAGUAGACCUUCAUCUGCUGCUUGUUCUUGUAGGUUCCUCUUGUAGAAGUUAACUUGUAGUUUAGGGAAGUUGUAAUGAAAGAAUAAUAUCUCAGGAGCGCAUGUCGUGGUUAUUUAUUGCGCUUUUCGCGCGUAGUUACGAGUGCGACUGAUGGACAUCGAAUUUUGCAUCGUGUUCACUUCGUUGUUGUGGUCUAAACCGCUGAAUUCAGUUUGAUGUCUUCCUUGAAACCAGCGAAGAUCUAUC